This is a messenger RNA of Penaeus monodon (black tiger shrimp), 876 nucleotides long. RefSeq lists its product as uncharacterized. The transcript has 3 exons. Lineage: Eukaryota; Metazoa; Arthropoda; Malacostraca; Decapoda; Penaeidae. Gene Ontology annotation, cellular component: endoplasmic reticulum membrane. The record is from RefSeq and is a predicted model, not a curated record. The coding region runs from base 133 to 861 and encodes 242 amino acids.
UUUCUGCAGGUAAUGUCACAGUUUUUAAAGGUGUAACAGCAUGGCCCGAGUGAACAUAAAACACUUGAAUCACUGAAUUUUAUUACCCGGGAAAUAAAGCACAUUCAUCCAACAGUUACAAGUAAGAGUUCGAUGUUAACCCCAGUGCGCGAGGAGACGCCCAACUCAACUCCAGAAAGCGAUUCACCGAGAGUUGAAUCCUCCACCCCCUUCCUAGGCGAAGAAGUCGAAGAAGCAACUGCUUGUCACACACGCACAAACGCAGGUGACGCAGACGAAGGAAACGGCACUGCUUUGAUCCCUCCCCACGCUAGUUCGGCGAUUCCGGCAAUUCCGGCGAGUCAGCAGGAUACACCCGCGUCAGAAGCCUCUUGUCUCGAUCUGAAGAGAACCUGCGUGCUUUUGCUCGUCGAUGCUGGAGCUGGAAUUUCCGAAGGAGAUCUCGGCGAACUCCCGACUUCGAAGCUCCAAGGGGAGGAAAGAGAAGAGAAUAAAACAGAGGGAGAAACAACCGCAGUUCCAAUGAGGAGCAGAGUGGACGUGCAUACUGUAGUUCUCGAAGGCUUUGCGGAGAUGUCGCAGACAAAAGGCGAACGCGGAGCUGCGGAGAAGGCCGAGGGUAUGGACACCCAGCGUGCCCUCCUCUCCCUCGUUGCUAUAUUCUUAGUGUCCUUCAGUGCUCUUGCAUUCGUAUACACAAACUUCCCACAGAUGGAUCCGGAAGAGUAUCAGUAUAUAAAGCUACCAACAGAUAUUGAAGAUGCCAAGAACUUAGGUCGUGUAUUGUCACACUACAAGAACAGAUAUUACCUGGAAGUGUUAGCUGGAGUCUUUGUAACUUACAUAUUGUAUCCUUUUUAAAUGUGCAAAUGUUUG